AUGACUGCUGCUGCUAAGUCUCCAUUUCCAUCAGCUCUGGAAAGCACCGCCGCCUCCGCUCUUCUCCUCCUCUCCGCCACCGCCGCCGCCGAUCUUGCUUCCCCAUCUCUUUCUCCUCUGACUUGCGAAAAGCCUGAUUUUGACGCCGCGUCGCUGAGCACAGGCCGGAAGUUCCCGUCCAAAAUCGCCGCUGAGAAGAGCUCGGUUUCCAGCGGUUCCCGAUCUUGCAUCUCGUCGUCGCCGGAGGAAGUGGCUCUUCCAGCUCACAAGCUCAGGAUCGUCGCCUUCCUUGCUCGCGGCCAUGACAUGAAGCUCAAGGUUGUGCGAAAGAAGCGGUCCAAGGUCUACUGGAGCUCAAUUGAUCGCAAGGAACACAUCCUCAGCUUCCCGGAGGUUUCCAAAUCGGCUUCGACAGAGAAUUCGUGCCUCUCGACCACUUCCAGCGCCGCUUCAAGCUCCCGGAGCCGAUACAGCAGCAUCAGAACAGAGUCCAGCUGCGCAGAGAAGUGGAGGAAGAAGCAGUCCAGCACCAGCUCCAUAUCUGGCUCGACUCACAUGAAGCAACAAGCCGAAUCAAUCCUGAAGCUGCUCUCUCGCGGCCCUUUCUCAGAAGUCAGGAUUCGGCAACUCCUUGGUGACAGUCCUGACACAAGCAAAGCCCUCAGAAUGCUGCUGAAGCGAGAGGAGGUUAAGAGAUCAGGAAGCGGAGGGCGUCAGGAUCCUUAUAUUUACAAGGUAGCUUGA
Linum tenue is the source of this 744-nucleotide messenger RNA. The record is from the annotation of a GenBank genome assembly. Lineage: Eukaryota; Viridiplantae; Streptophyta; Magnoliopsida; Malpighiales; Linaceae.